Molecule: messenger RNA, 4517 nt
Organism: Chelmon rostratus (copperband butterflyfish)
Lineage: Eukaryota; Metazoa; Chordata; Actinopteri; Chaetodontiformes; Chaetodontidae
Product: toll-like receptor 13
Exons: 4
Coding region: 172-3051 (959 amino acids)
Biological process (GO): inflammatory response; toll-like receptor signaling pathway; immune response
Cellular component (GO): membrane
Molecular function (GO): protein binding; transmembrane signaling receptor activity
Source: RefSeq, a predicted model, not a curated record
CAGAGGAAUGGUCUUCAUGUGCACUGCGUGUUAUACUCGUUUGGUCUGAGAGGAACAUUUUAUUCAAACAAAAGAAGAUCGUUGAUUAAUCAGAAAGCAGAUUACCUUCGGCAGUUUUACUUACCAGGCGGAGAAACUGCAGUUCCACACAGGUUGGAUGAAGAUUUAAAAAUGACUUCUGGGGCGAAAAACGACAAAACUAUUUCAAAAGGAGGAUCAAAAUGUUUCCAACUACAUAUGAUCUUCCUCUUGCUUAAUAUCGGCAAUUCUGUUGUUCCAGUCGCAGGAUUUUCACUGAAAUCUUGCAGAAUCAGUCGCAAUACCGUUAUAUGCACCAAGAGUCAUCUCAGUGCUGUCCCUCACGAUAUUCCCUCGACAGUGAAGGGUUUUGACUUGUCCGCAAACCACAUUUCUACAAUACAAGUAUCAGAUUUCCAAAAUCUACCACAUUUGACACAGUUAGACCUAAAAAACAACAGCAUUUCACACAUAGACACAGGUGCCUUUGCUGGUCUGAUUUCCCUCAAGAACUUAAGUCUAAAUAAUAAUAAACUUGUUCAUCUUGGGGACGAUCUUUUCGGUGGUUUGAGGAACCUCACAGAGCUACAAAUUCACAGCAAUCGCAUCACAGUGGUGGCGCCCACCUGUUUUAGGUCCUUGACAAGCUUGGAGGUGUUGGACAUCUCUCACAACAAACUGCACCGCUUAACACAAGUUCAUUCAGUGUUACAGCACCUGCCAAAUCUAAAAUAUCUGUCAAUCCAAAACAACAGUUUAGCCAGUUUUCAGUCAUGGGAACUGACAAACAGCUCACUCGAACUCACUUCCCUUGAUUUGUCUCAAAAUCCCAUCGCAGUCUUCAGGAUCACUGCAGACGUUUUUCCAAAACUCACCUCGUUUAACGUCGGCGACUCCAGACAGCGGCUGACGAUAUGGGACGUGCGGGACAAGACCUUUCUUAGUCGAGUGUCUGCUCUUGAUAUCAGUGGGCUUCAGAUGGCGUUUGGUGACGUGAAAACAUUGCUACAGACCGUCAACUCCUCUCUGACCUCUCUGAGGAUGAAUGCAAUGACACAUGACCUCACAGCGCUGAUCAGCAUUUCCUGCACCAUCCCAACGGCGUCCACGCUCAACCUCCGAGCCAACAAUCUCAGUUUUGUCAGUUCAGGUUUGCUUCAGUCGUGCGUAAAUGUAGCAGACUUAGAUUUAGCAAGCAAUCAAAUUCAAAAUAUCCAAAAGAAGGCCUUCAGCUCUCUUCAAACUUUAAGGAGCUUGAGUCUGAGUCAUAACAGACUUCCAUCUGUCCCAGCUGCAGUAAGGAAUCUAGCAACCCUCGAAGAGCUGGAUCUCAGCAGUAACAGAAUCAGCACCCUUGGAUGCAGCGAUUUUGCCAAUCUGACGGAGCUCAUACAGCUCAACCUUUAUCUGAACUCAAUCUCGGCUCUAGAAGACUGUCUUUUCAAGGAUUUAAUACAGCUGCAAGUUUUAGAACUGCAAAACAACCACAUCUCCACGUUAAACGGCGCUUUUAAAAAAUACCUGCCUAAUCUUAAACACCUACGUUUGAAUGAGAAUGAACUCACCACCAUUGAAGCCGGGGUGUUUCAAGGCCUGCGGUCCCUCCAGAAAUUAUCAUUACAUGAAAACAAAAUAAAAAUACUUGACAAAGGGUCUUUUAUGGGAUUGACGAAUCUUACUGAGCUUCUGCUGCAGCUGAACAACAUUGAAAGAAAAGAACUAGACAAAGGUGUUUUCAAUCAUCUGAUAAAUUUAAAAAGACUGGAUCUGAGGAAUAAUCACAUUAAAUAUGAAGACAGUUCAGCUUUGCCCGAUCCACCGUUUUCUCAGCUGUCCCGCCUGGAGACACUGGCUAUUCCGUCUCAGCACCGCAAGGGGAAGUCACAUCUGCCUCGCAACUUCCUGCAAGGUUUGACAAAUCUUUUGUUUUUCAAUGCCAGGAACAUCCAACUUUUAUCCUUCCCCGCAAACAUGUUUAAUCACACGCCGCGGCUUCAAACACUUGACAUGAGCUCAAAUGAACUUGUGGAUCUCUCUCCGGAUUUGUUUGCCCCGAUUCAAAGCCUUAAAAGCAUCUACAUAUCUAGAACAAAUCUUCGGUCUCUAGAUUUCCUCAUAGAUGCGAACCUUACUGAGCUGGUGUUCCUGCAGGCGAGGAAGAAUGCAUACUCAGUGAUCAGUGAGGAAGUACUGAAGUCCCUACCGGCACUCGUUUAUGUGGAUCUUCAGGGCAAUGCUUUCACCUGUGACUGCGAUAACGCCUGGUUCCUCCAGUGGGCAGAAAACAGCAACCAAACACAGGUUUUUGACGCCUUUAACUUUGAGUGCAACUAUCCUCCAGAUCUAAAAGGUACGAAGCUGUUGAAGCUUGACCUCCAGUCCUGCACAGUGAACAUUGACUUCAUCUGCUUUAUCUCCACCACAUGUACCAUCCUCCUGUUUAUGGUGGGGUCCUUCACCUACCACUUCCUGAGUUCGCAUCUGGUUUACAGCUACUACCUCUUUUUGGCUUUGCUCUUUGACUCCAAGUAUAAAAACAAGCAAGCUCCUCAUCAGUAUGACGCCUUUAUCUCCUACAACGCCCACGAUGAGCCGUGGGUCAUCGGAGAGCUGCUGCCAAAACUGGAGGGAGAGCAGGGCUGGAGGUUGUGUCUGCACCAUCGGGACUUCCAGCCAGGUAAGCCCAUCAUAGACAACAUCACAGACGCCAUCUACGGAAGCAGGAAGAUCAUCUGUGUGAUCAGUCGCAGAUACCUUGAGAGCGAGUGGUGCUCCAGAGAGAUCCAGGUGGCCAGCUUCCGUCUGUUCGAUGAGCAGAAGGACGUCCUGAUCCUGGUGUUCCUGGAGGAGAUUCCCACCUAUCAGCUGUCUCCUUACUACCGCAUGAGGAAGAUGCUGAAGAGGCGGACCUACCUGAGCUGGCCCCGAGCCGAGGAGCACACCGAGCUUUUCUGGGAGAAACUCCGGCAGGCUCUGAAGACCAGAGAAGAUCUCGGCGAGGACAGCCUCCUCGCUGUGGUGGACAGACCGUGAUGGACAGGAAGUACAGUCCUCUCUGUGCGAGCUUUACAGCCAGAGAACUGAACGUUCCUGAAUGUCAGAGCUCACGUUCUGGCCUGUACCUGAGAUUAGAUCAGCUGAUCUAACUGAUGUGGAAAAUCAGGAGCCACGAACAUUUCUGUGCAUCACAUCAGAGAGAUGUGCAUUUGAUUACCGACCAAUCAAGAGCAUCCGACCCCCUCAGGAGGAGCGUAGCACAGAAGAGGACUUUGAGGUUUAAAAGAUGAUGCUGGGAAAAUGAAAAACCUUCGUAAUCCAAAGAAUAAGUCACUUUGUACUAAAUGAGGUAGAGAGUUUGUACUUCUGUGUCACAGUGUUCCUACGAACCUGAUAAUGCUUAUUUAUUUUAGGAAGAAGAAAAACAACCAUGACAACAUGUGUUUUUAAUCUUCUCUUUUUUAAUAUGAUCACAAUCAAAAGUUCUCACACAAUACUCUCUGGGUUAAACAUCGACACAAGUACAAAAAAUCUUGCAAUACGAUUUUUUCUUGUGUUAUUUUGUGGCUGUGGCUGCAUCCUACAGUUCAUUAUGUAUUAAGAAUACUGCACCUCCCUGUUUAUAAAACAGAUCAAAUAUAAGAAAGAAAUGGUACAAAAACAACACGAUGCUUCCUGUUGCAGCACUUUGAAAAGGUUUAAGUGUAGGAGCUGAAGUGUCAUGACACAUUUUUCACUGGUAAGUUGGGUUCUUGGGUUCAGGAAUGAAUGAAAAUCGCUGUGCUGCAGAAAUUCGCUGUCGUAUGGAGUUUAUGCUGAUGUGGUGUCGACUCGGGUUUCCUCUUUGAUGAUCUCAGCCUUCCUCCUCCUCUUUUCACUACGAAGAAAUUUGAAAUGUGGGUUUAGUGUUUGGUUUGAGUACUAAAUAAAUAUAACUCAGAGGAAAGAGACAUGAGCGUACUCACUCCAAACACUCCACCACUCUGCGGGUCCAGCUGGCCGAUGGGUGGGCACACACAAACCUCCCUGGAAGGUGGAAGCUGUCGGAUCCAGAACAGAAGAAAUGAUCACACACGAAGAUGCAUGAGUGCACUUCAUUACAGUCGAGACAGGUUCACUCCAGCCUGUCGGCUCAGGAGUUAACCUUUCCAGAACUUUAUAAGAGCAGUGUCACCUGACACAGAGUGGCCCUCGCCGCUCUCAGAUCGUCCUGCAGCACUUCAUGACUGAUGGUUCACACUUUAACUGCCCACACAAGCUAAUGCUCACGUCACCUCUGGUCUGUCUUCUACUGAGCAACCUCUAAGAAUCAAGAUUUAUUUGCUUUCAGUUCAGCCAAAGAACAUUUUUAUCCAAAUUCAAACGCUAAAUAUCUGAAACACACUUUCUUUGUUUGAGUUAUAAAGAACAGACUAAGAAAGCAGAAUCAAUCAUAUCUAAAGUUUCCAUUUAACAGACAUUGUUGAACUGACUGAAGGGAAAGAUUUGCAAGCCACACACGA